AUGUCGAGCUCCCGUGUCGAAGAACUCCCAGAUGAGGAGCCAACUAAGAACGUCACUGCAGAGGAUGAGGGAUCUGAUAGCUCCGACUCCGAGGUAGAGGCUGGCGAGAGCGAUAUUCCAUCUGGAGGAGCUAUCGUGCACUCUCGCAAUGAGAAGAAGGCACGCAAGUCGAUUGCUAAACUGGGGCUCACUCGUGUUCCUGGAAUCACUCGAGUUACAUUGAGGAGACCAAAGAACAUUCUGUUUGUCAUCAACCAGCCAGAGGUUUGGAAGUCCCCAACCAGCAACACCUACAUUGUCUUCGGUGAAGCGAAGAUUGAGGAUCUCAACUCCCAGGCUCAAGCUUCUGCCGCUCAACAAAUCGCCGCCGAAUCUCACGACCACGCCGGACAUGACCACUCAGGCCAUGACCACGACCACGACCAUGGCAAGGGCAAGGCUAUCGACACUGGCGAUGACAAGAAGGACGAUGACGAAGACGAUGGGGAGGAAGUUGACGCUGAGGGCCUCGAGGAUAAGGAUAUUGAAUUGGUUAUGACUCAAGCCAGUGUGUCGCGGAAGAAGGCUGUCAAGGCUCUGAAAGAGAACGAUAACGACAUAGUCAACUCCAUCAUGGCUCUAAGCAUAUAG
Molecule: messenger RNA, 630 nt
Organism: Glarea lozoyensis ATCC 20868
Lineage: Eukaryota; Fungi; Ascomycota; Leotiomycetes; Helotiales; Helotiaceae
Exons: 3
Coding region: 1-630 (209 amino acids)
Biological process (GO): protein targeting to membrane
Cellular component (GO): nascent polypeptide-associated complex; cytoplasm
Source: RefSeq, a predicted model, not a curated record